ACAAAGCCACAGGCUCUGUGUGAGGCGAUAACACACAUGGCUCUCAUUCAGCACGUCAUGACGAAGAAGCUCUCCAGAGCACUGCUGGCGCGUCAUAAAGCUGCCCCCUUGUGCCGAUCCCUGCGUACCCUCCUUCCAAACGAGCAAAAGCCUCCUGAUCCUUCAUCGUCUUCCCCUUCGCCAUUGCACCUGUCGCCCGCAAGCCAGUCCCUUUCACGUGUGUGGAGAUCAUUUUCCUCCUCCACUACGACCGUCGUGAGCACUGAGGAAUGCCCCAAUGCGCACCAUCCUGAAGCUGCCGAAUACCUGAAACGGUCUUCAGUUGCCGUCGAGGAAGACGACAAAGACCCUUUUUUCGACAAAACCUCAGCUUUGAUGGAGGUUGAAGAUCGACCCGGCGCUUUGGCAGAGAUGCUGUCUUAUUUUGCCGCCCACCACGUCAACAUCACCCGUCUUGAGUCCCGGCCAUCGAAAAAGCAAUACGAUGACCAAGGGCAGGGGCGGUUGGUGUUCGACAUGUACGUCGAUUUUGAGGGAUCGCGGGGGAUCGCACGGGUGGAUGCAUUGCUCCAAGAACUGGGCGAGCACAGCCGUUCGUUGUUGGUAUUGGACAGGACGGAGGUCCCCUGGUUUCCCCGACAGGCCUGGCAACUCGAUACGAUCGCGAACCGUGUACUCGACGCCGGUGUGGACUUGACCAGUGACCACCCGGGGUUCUCCGACCCUGUUUAUCGGGCUCGGCGGGGCGAGCUUGCUCAGAUUGCCCGGCAAUACCGGCACGGAGAGACGAUUCCACACAUUGCUUACAUGCCAGCAGAGAUCGCGACCUGGAGCGCGGUGUUUCGCCGCCAAGACGAGCUCCUGCGUCGGUAUGCCUGCCGGGAAUACCUGGACAUCUUGGCCUUGAUGAAGGAGGAGUGCGGAUACGGGCCUGAAAGCAUUCCUCAACAGGCGGAUAUCACCCGUUUCCUCGCCCGGCGUACCGACUUUCGGCUGCGCCCUGUGGCAGGCUUGCUCUCCUCCCGGGAUUUUUUGAACGGCCUGGCUUUCCGGGUAUUUUUUUGCACCCAAUACAUUCGGCACCAUUCCCGUCCCUUGUACACACCAGAACCAGAUAUCUGCCACGAGCUCCUAGGGCAUGCGCCGCUUUUUGCAGAUCCAGAUUUUGCGGAUUUUUCGAAUGAAAUUGGCCUGGCCUCUUUGGGUGCUUCGGACGAGGAAGUCAAAAAGCUAGCCGCGUGCUAUUGGCAUUCCGUGGAAUUUGGUCUCUGCCGGCAGCACGCAGCGGGGACGGAGCUUUCUCAGGAACAAGGCAACGAGACCGCUUCCAGCAUCAAGGCCUACGGGGCUGGUCUGUUGUCGUCUUUUGGUGAGCUGGAAUACGCAUGCGGGGGGGAGGAGGGGAAGGAGGGAGGCCCGACCUUCCUGCCGUGGGAUCCCGAGGUAGCGGCCGUGCAGUCGUAUCCCAUCACCACGUAUCAACCUGUGUACUUCGUGGCCGAAAGUCUGCUCGAUGCAAAGGAGAAAAUGAGGAGGUACUGUGAAAAGAAAAUGAGCCGGCCAUUCUACGCCCGUUACAUGCCGGAGGUGCAGAGCAUAUGGGUAGACAGAGCCGUGCGGGUGGGGAAAAAGGUGGGCUAAGAGGACGUGAGGAAGUGAAGUAAGGGACAGGUGGCAACGCACAUACUCCGCACUCAUUGAGUGACUGGGCCUUGCCACGACGCCAGCGUCAAGCGUCGAGGCAUGCCAGGUAGCAGGGGGAAGGGGGGGCAGGGAAAAAAAUCAAGUGAGUGCCAUACGCAUUCUACUGUAUCAACGCGAGCUUUGGAGUGGAUCGGGAUGCAGAGAAGGAGGUGAUAGAAAGUUGUAGAUGACUUCCUUUGGAGUGGACCGGGAUGCAGAGAAGGAGGUGAUAGAAAGUUGUCGAUGAGAAGGGUGUUACUCGAUAGGGUCUAAAAUACUGUACAUUGCGGGGGGGAUAUACAGAUCGCUGAGUCACAGUAGCCGGGCUGUGAAGAAAGGGCCGUAAGAGAUGGCUUGAUGUAACAUGAAUGCUAUCGAUAGCGCCAGUAAUAGCUUUUACAAAGAAAAAACGACCGAUUUUACAGACAAUCUAGCACACGGAUU
Messenger RNA from Nannochloropsis gaditana CCMP526, 2127 nucleotides. RefSeq names its product phenylalanine-4-hydroxylase (gene PHHA). Bases 37 to 1641 code for a protein of 534 amino acids. The record is from RefSeq and is a predicted model, not a curated record. Gene Ontology annotation, biological process: L-phenylalanine biosynthetic process. The transcript is spliced from 3 exons. Gene Ontology annotation, molecular function: iron ion binding; prephenate dehydratase activity; oxidoreductase activity, acting on paired donors, with incorporation or reduction of molecular oxygen, reduced pteridine as one donor, and incorporation of one atom of oxygen.